Molecule: messenger RNA, 1861 nt
Organism: Cuscuta epithymum
Lineage: Eukaryota; Viridiplantae; Streptophyta; Magnoliopsida; Solanales; Convolvulaceae
Source: the annotation of a GenBank genome assembly
AUAAUACAUAAAAAAAGAGGGCAGUUCGGAAGUGAUAAAUAAUCUCAGGCCAAGUGAUUGAUUCCAUGGAGAAAAUGGAGAAGAAAUCGGCAGCACUACAGAUCGGCAAUCAGUCAAAUCUCUUCAUUGAAUAUUGAAUAAUGCAAUGAUCAUAUCAAAAUUAGGCCCUUCAUAAUCUACUAUUGCUUGGAAGAUAGCAAGAGCCUUUAAAAAAAAUAAUAAAAAAAAUCAGAAGGCUAAAAUUUUGAAUAGGCCUGGCAAGGGGUAUGGCAGCCUAACGAUCGAUUGAGUUCCUCAUCAACGAUCAUAUGCUUUAAGGAUGAAAAGCCCACAGCAGCGGCAUCACAUCAGUCUCCAAUUAUCAACUUCUGACGGCAACAGCCCCGUCAUCUUCUCAGGCAGUAACAUGGUGACUUAUGAUAGAAUUGGCUCCUUCACCGUCCUCUUCCUUGAACGGUCUGGGAUGGAAUCGAAUCCUUCAUUGCCUUUUUCUUUUUGGAGCGGCCUGCGAUAGAAUGGAAUUCUUCAUUGUCUCCUUCUUUUUGAAACAGCCUGCUAUGGAUGGAGUCCUUCAUUGUUUAAUUUGGUCAGCCUGCUAUGGAUGGAGUCCUUCAUUAUUUUUCUUCUUUGGGCAACCUUCUAUGGAUGGAAUCCUUCGUUGUUUGGGCAACCUGCUAUGGAUGGGAUCCUUCAUUGUUUUCUUCUUUGGGCAGCCCCCUAUGGAUUGACUCCUUCAUUGUCCUCUUCUUCGAAGAACCUGAUGUAGAACUGGCUCCUUCAUUGUCUUCUUGUUUAAACGACCUGCGUUGGAACCGGCACCUUGAGCGUUUCCUUCAUUAAAUGACCUGCGAUGGAAUGAAAUCCUUCAUUGCCUUCUUCUUUAAACAAACUGGCCUGCCUCAUUAACGAAUUUCCCCUUCAUGGACCUUCUCCUUUGAAUAACCUGCUUCUGGGCGGGGGGAAAUCUCAGCAACACCCUGCUUCCUUCAGUAUCCGGCGGCAAUGGAAAACCAGAACUCAGGUUCCCCUCCUUUCGGCAAAUUUGGACGGUGAUUAUUCAGAAUGUUUAAAUUAGCAACAACAGAAGAAUUCGAGCACCCACGUUAACCUUCUUGAUCGGCUUUGAACCGUGCAUCAACAAACCCCCAGCCGGCGACAUCACGAACUCAGCUUCCUCUGCACCUGGGAUUUUGGACAGCACCUUCUCUCUCUGGCGAACCGCAAACGGCGACAGCAACGGGAACUCUUCGGUGAACAAUAUCAGCAAUCAGGUUCUUCCUAUGCUAAACAAACAGAGUAAAAUCGGAAGAAAUUAGUUGCGGCAGUGCAUCCUUAAAGCUCCUGAUUUUUGAACCUCGACCUUCCUCUUUCUCAAAUUGGCACUACUGGCCCAACAACGAACAGGAAGAAGAACAAUGUUCCGCUAUCAUAAAUUCCGAGUAUUUUCAGUAAUUGACCUUUGUUUUCCCGAUUUAAUUCGUCAAUACGGUGGCACCGUUUCAAACCAGCGGAUUUGGUUGACCUGCGAUACAGAAGAAAAGAAAUAUCAUGAAGAGUAUAUGAUUUUACCUUAACUUUGCUCUCUUUGCUUCGAAAAAAUAUAGUCUCUCGAUCGGUUAUGCCUGCUGCUUGAACUUGUUGUUGCACAAGUCAAUUCCUGAUGAGUUCUAUUUAUAGAGUAUUGAGAGAGUUCGAUUUCUAGUACAAUUCAAGUACUAAAGAAGGAUGCAAAGCCUGAAUUCGAUUUACGAUUCGAAAAAAACGUAUGCCUUGAUUUCUUGAGUUCAAAAAGAACUAGGGGAGUAUCAUGCAGAGUCUUAAUUGGGGUGGAAUUCAUAAUUACGCAUAGCAUGGCUAGAAU